Messenger RNA from Stereum hirsutum FP-91666 SS1, 501 nucleotides. RefSeq lists its product as uncharacterized. Bases 1 to 501 code for a protein of 166 amino acids. Lineage: Eukaryota; Fungi; Basidiomycota; Agaricomycetes; Russulales; Stereaceae. The record is from RefSeq and is a predicted model, not a curated record. The transcript has a single exon.
AUGACGCACCUCUUGUUCGUCUCCUGCUCGACCUACAUCGUGCACGCGAACUCCCUGGACAACAGCCGUGCGAGUACAAAGGGUAUGGCAAUGGAGGAAGGCCUGACGAAAGGUACAGCCGCCACGGAGGAGCAGAAUGAUGGCUCAGGUGAGUCCCUUUCAAUCUCAUCAGCCGCCGCAAACUCUCUCGUCAGCACCUCCUCGUCGAUCUCCGCUACCUCCCUUUCCUCCCAAUCAGACAUAGUAGCCAUCUGCGUAACCUGUGGCCCAUCAUCCAGCAUUUCUAACCUCGUCAUCAUCACCAGCCCACCCGCCCGCAUUAUUCACUGCAUACCCGAAUGCGAUAUCGUAUUCGGCGGCCCCAACAUAUUGAUCGAACCGUCACAUCAAGACUCGGAGUCGGAAAUGUGGCCAGUGAGGAGGGAGCAUGAGCGGCCAAGUGCUGAGGUCCUGGCUGCGAAGGGUGGACUGCAUGAAUUCGGGACGCCGGCGGAUGUGUAA